Pangasianodon hypophthalmus (striped catfish) is the source of this 1189-nucleotide messenger RNA. Its product is annotated as HIG1 domain family member 1A, mitochondrial-like. Gene Ontology annotation, cellular component: mitochondrion. The coding region runs from base 172 to 441 and encodes 89 amino acids. The record is from RefSeq and is a predicted model, not a curated record. The transcript is spliced from 4 exons. Gene Ontology annotation, biological process: mitochondrial respirasome assembly. Lineage: Eukaryota; Metazoa; Chordata; Actinopteri; Siluriformes; Pangasiidae.
CGUUAAUGACGUCGCUCCCAUCGCGUGCGGAGAGCAGUGAGAGAGCCGGCUGCUGAGCGCGUUAUAACCGCUUAUAACGCCUUAAUAACACGGAGCUCGCAGCGUUACACAGCACAAAGUGUCUGGAUUUACAUUUCUGUAUCUGUUCAUCUGCUCUAAUUUAUCUGGAUAAUGAGCUCGAGCGGUAGCUGGUCUGCAGAGGAGGAUCAGUCCUCCAAGUUAAUGAGGAAGGCCAAAGAGUCUCCGUUUGUCCCUAUAGGAAUGGCGGGCUUCCUCGGAGUCGUGGCGUACGGACUGUACAAGCUGAAAUCUCGUGGAGACACUAAAAUGUCUGUCCACCUGAUACACAUGCGGGUCCGGGCUCAGGGCUUCGUGGUCGGCGCCAUGACACUCGGUGUGAUGUACUCGAUGUAUAAGGAAUAUCUGGCUCCUCGUGAGUGAACCUGCAGAACUGCUCCACAUCUGCACUGAAUUUAUUCCAGCUGUUUAUUUAUUCACUUAAUUUACACUCAAUUAAGCACUAAAGAAUAAACUGUAGUUCUGUUUUAGCACCAAAUUCCUAUUAAUGAUCACGGAGAUAUAAAAUAUAUACACAGUGCAGAUAUAGUCAUAUAUGAACAAGUGCAGAGACAUUCAUUUUAUUCAUAGAUAGAAUUCUCACCACAUUCUUCCGUGGAUCUGUAGGACAGCCAGCUCCAGAAGUAUUGGCACCCUUGAUAAAGAUUUGUGAAGAUGCCUUUGUGGUUUUCUUCAAUAAGACUUUUUAUUUAUUUAUUUUUUUACAAUAAAUGUAAAAAAUACUCAAAUUAAAGGCAGGACUUCGCUCAUAUUUCAGUGUGAGUUCAUUAACCACACACACACACACACACACUAUCUUUCUUUAUGGAGGGUGCCAAUAUUUCUGAAGCUGACUGUAAAUUAAUCCUCUGCAGCAUUCAUUAAUGUGUUAAAGUUAAUUUAGUGUGCAGUGUAACGGUCACAGCUCUGAUCAUUAAACACUGAUUUAAAGUGAUUUAAGGUUUUUGUGCAGCAGGAAACUCGAGCAUCGGCUUCACAUCUGAUCUGUUUUUAAUUUAAAUUUGAGGUGAAAAAUGUUUUAUUUUAGAAUUUUAAUUUGCAUUAAUUUUGUAGGGUUUUUUCGGAGCUUAUAUAAUAAUUAAAAAUAAAAUAUUUUGCUGUCUCACACGAA